Molecule: messenger RNA, 333 nt
Organism: Phytophthora infestans T30-4
Lineage: Eukaryota; Oomycota; Peronosporomycetes; Peronosporales; Peronosporaceae
Exons: 3
Coding region: 1-333 (110 amino acids)
Source: RefSeq, a predicted model, not a curated record
AUGAAAUCCAUUGAAAUCGAACGCCAUCAUUCUUCCGGAAUCUGUAGAGGCUCCAACUUCCCAGGGGUCUUCGUCAAUCGAGGAUUGUUCCGUCUGCACUCUUCACAAUCGGUGAUGUACUUUCUGAUCGAAUGUGUGAUCCGUGCCGGGAUGACCACCGUAAUUAGAAUCGUGUACUUCAGCGAUAACGCGAUGUUUCAGCGCUACCACGUUCGGGACUACGAUCCGAUCUUGUACUGUUUCUCAGAAACACCACAAACGCCUGAUGUCGUACCACGCCGCUCGAUCGCGCGUCGAAUCUCCCGAAUGACUUUGUCUUUUGUAUACCGCUGA